Messenger RNA from Clunio marinus, 222 nucleotides. The record is from the annotation of a GenBank genome assembly. NCBI's taxonomy places the organism in Eukaryota, Metazoa, Arthropoda, Insecta, Diptera, Chironomidae.
AUGAAAUUAUUAUCUGAGAAGUUUUUGAGGGGAAAAGUUUCCUUCGAAACAGUCCAAGGUGCUUUUUUCAAUUCUAAAUCUCCCACUAAGUCUUUGAAAUAUGAUGGAAUUACUAGCCAUCAAAAGUUUUCCUUUGUAAUAUUCAAUAAGCAAUUUCUUGCUUUUAUUUCAAGAGCGACUAACUUGAUGUAUAAUAAUAAUUUGGAAAUGCUGUGCUCUUGA